AUGGAGAUCUCUUCAACUCUGCCUCCGGAGUUAUACCAAAAGUUAUCCAGAUUAAUUUACGCUAAGGAUAUCUUUGGUCUCUUCUAUCUUAUCGGCAAGCUUUUUGCAUUUUAUAUACUUUUCUACAUGGCAGAAGUCGGCAUCUCCUAUAUAAUAUUUGAAGUGUACACAGUUCUAGUAGUGUUUACAAUGGAUAUGCUGUACAUGAACUGUGUUUGUACAUUGAAGGCUUGUUUCAAGGAAAUUAACAAUAAUCUUCUACAUAUGCAAGCAUUCAUAGUAAACAAUGAACCAUGUGUUCCCAUACUUCCCAUGAUGUUCUGCUACGGGCAAAGAAAUGCAUUCCUGAUAAUGAACCUUAAGGCUCUGAAAAAGCAACAUCUCAUGGUUAGCAACACAGUACAGAUGCUGAACACAAUUUUCAGUUUGCAACUUCUUGCUACUAUAGUUAUAAUCUUCGCUGAAAUUAUUUUUGGACUGUACUUCCAUGUAGUGCAGUAUAAUAGAUAUGAUGGAUUUUUCAUCAAUUUGGAUGAAGAGAUCGGUUUGAUAUUCUUAGAAACAAUAUAUUACGUAACAAAAAUGGCGUUACUUGUGUGGACUUGCGAGACUGGCAAGAAUCAAGCUCAAGAGAUCCGUACCACGAUUCACGAUGUACUUAUCAUCAGCAGAGAUGAGCAAAUAAAAAAUGAGUUGCAGUUAUUUUCGUUGCAAAUAUUGCAUUGCAAAAAUACAUUUUCUGCCAAAGGUCUUAAUGUGGACGCAACGUUUCUCGCUACGUUGGUGGGUGCCAUCACUACAUAUAUGUUAAUUUUGCUACAAUUCUUGGUCAUAUCACAAGCCUGCGAUGAAAAGUCUGCAAUCAAUGGUACACGAAUAAUGUAA
Molecule: messenger RNA, 885 nt
Organism: Temnothorax curvispinosus
Lineage: Eukaryota; Metazoa; Arthropoda; Insecta; Hymenoptera; Formicidae
Product: putative gustatory receptor 28b
Exons: 3
Coding region: 1-885 (294 amino acids)
Biological process (GO): sensory perception of taste
Cellular component (GO): dendrite; neuronal cell body; axon
Source: RefSeq, a predicted model, not a curated record